Messenger RNA from Coffea arabica (coffee), 1111 nucleotides. RefSeq lists its product as uncharacterized. Gene Ontology annotation, molecular function: S-adenosylmethionine-dependent methyltransferase activity. Lineage: Eukaryota; Viridiplantae; Streptophyta; Magnoliopsida; Gentianales; Rubiaceae. The record is from RefSeq and is a predicted model, not a curated record.
AUGAGAGGCAAAAGAAUGGGGAUCUUUCUGAACAAAGUCUCCUACGUCUCAAUCACCAUAGCCACCUUCAUCCUUCUCUUUCUCUUCCUCCAGACCCCUUCCACCUGCGUGGACCCCACAACCAUCCCCCAACACCCCCAGUCCCUGUCCAAACGGGCCCACCAGAAAUCCUUCCCGACAUCAACCUGCGACUACACCCACCGGGCCUAUACCUCCCUGGACAAGAAAAACAAGAAGUUAUGGAAUUCUAAGGCCUGGGUUCAGACGGUUUCAUCCUAUAAAUCCCUCUUUUCAUCGUCUCUCCAAGGCCCGGUAAGGACUCACCUCUUCAACCAUUCUCGGGCCCUGGUCGUUUCGGCCGGGCCGGGCCAUGGGGUUAUGGCGUUGGAGGAAAUGGGAGUAGCUGAUGUUACUGGGGUGGAGUUGGUGGACUCUCCUCCUCUUGUUAGCCGGGCUGAUCCGCAUAAUUUGCCGUUUUUCGAUAAUGUGUUUGAUUUCGGGUUUUCUGGGUACCUUGAUCGGGCCCUGUUCCCGGACCGAUAUGUUGCGGAGAUGGAGAGGACUGUGAGGAGUGGGGGAGUCUGUAUGGUGGCUGUCGAGGAGUGUGGAGAUCAAGAAGUGAGGGAAAUUGUUAAGUUGUUUAGGAAAUCUGCGUUGGUUGAUGUUAAAAAUGUGAGGUUGGCUGGGGAACGUAGGACUAGGAUUAUUAUGAGAGUUGAAUGAAAAAUGAUUCCUUUGCUAUCUUUUUUCUUAUUUUCGUAGUUGGUUUGAAGUAAUCUGAAUUAGGUUUGGUUUGUUUACUGAUAGGUUAAUUCAUUUUGGAGCUAGAAUUAAUCAUGUAAUGGUUUUUUGUUGUUGAUUGUACAUGUAUGUAUCUUAUGUGAAGUGGAUUUAGUGGAAUGGUUGAGACUUGCAACUCUUACACGGCAUUCUGAUGUGUAGAAGUAUCCAUGUAGUUAUGAAGGAUCUUUAUGUAACAAAAGUUAUCUGAGAAGAGUUUUAUUUGUUAUAGUUAUAUGAGUCUGAUGCAUUGCUUGUAAAGAUUUAUGUACUACUGGAAGUUUGAAAUUUUGAUUUAGUGCAAUGAUGAAUCUGCAAAGUUGUCUGGAUA